AUGGCUGCCAAGAUUCACGUCGGAAAUCUCUCAUUGAACACUACCCUUGAUACGUUUAGGCAAGCUUUUUCGGACGACGGUCAAGUGCUAGAUGCUAUUGUUAUGACAGACACAGACACAGGAAUGUCCAGGGGUUUUGGAUAUGUCACCUACAGUACUGUCUCUGAAGCCGGAGUUGCAAUAGAAGAGAUGAAUGAUCAGGGGGAUUUUGAGAAAUACCCUAAAUUUUAA
Messenger RNA from Arabis nemorensis, 231 nucleotides. NCBI's taxonomy places the organism in Eukaryota, Viridiplantae, Streptophyta, Magnoliopsida, Brassicales, Brassicaceae. The record is from the annotation of a GenBank genome assembly.